GCGCCAUCUCCGGACAUAAACCGUGAAUACGCCAACCUCGCCAGUCUCCCCUCGCACCCCUCCUCCAACUACAAAUCUCACUCUUAUACACUCUACAACUCAACCCCUCCAAACCACAAAAAUAUCAUCUAAAACUAAUCACAGUCAGUCGCUGUGCAGAAAGCAGAGAAAUACCGAGCACCAAAACAGAAGCGUGCACGCCAACUUUAUUUAUCGCCCAAAACACGCGUUGCUCAUCCUCACUUUGCACCCUCACCAUCUUCACUCCCUCAAACUACUGUCUGCUGUCUACUGUCUUGUCUGCUACUCAUUAAACAAACAACCCGCCUCUGUCUGCUGCGUCUGUAAGAGAAGCACGCACAAUGACAUCACCCCCCUCAAUCCGCAAAAUGAUCUUCGUAUCGCCCCUCAAACAACCCACCUCCCCAUCCUCCUUCACAACCUCCCCCCUCCCCGCCGACGACACCUCCCUCUCGCUCGACACAUCUACUUCCACACUGGACCUGACUACACCAGUGACCUACUCCAACCCCGCCGAACUCGACUUUGUCAACCGCGUCCCCGCAUCGCGAAACCGCAUCAUUAAGAGGAAACCAGCGACGACUCUAUCGUCCCCGUCGACGAGUAAACCGACAAAGCCAAAGUCUCCUCCGGCGCGGAAUAUACCAGGGAAACGAAAACUCUUGCCGAAAUCUAUCGAUCUGGUAGACGAUACCACCACCACCUCAGCUCAAGUACCUCCUUCCAGCUCGCAAAAUGACACCGCUCCAACUACAGCUACAGCUACAGCUACAACGCGUCCGACGGGAAAAACACUGACCUCCUCCUCAUCCACAACAUCCCGCUCCAAACAACUGUCUGCAGACGACAUAGCAAGUCUCCCCACAUCCAUCGAAUCCAGCUCCUCCGCCCCCGCCGCCGACCCACCACCCUACGAUCUCUCCGCCCCCGCCCCAGCUCCAGCCCCGCCACUUUCGCUCAUCCCACCUUCUCAAACAUCCUCCUCCUCAGUCUGGGCAAGAAAACUCCUUUUCCAAGCCACGGAAGCGCGCGAGAAAUACGAAGCCGCGGCAGUACGCCUAGCGACUACCGAAUCAAGCUGGCAAACAAUCAUGCAAUCCAGCAUCAGCGCAAACCAAGCCGCCGUCGACGACCUCAGACGAUCGAUUGCUGAAGUGGCAGGUCAAGCUAGCGAGCUGAAGCAGAUAAACCAAGAUUUAGCAGUCUGUCUAACAGAUAUGCGCCGCGUAAUCGCGCUUAAUAGCGAACGCAUCGAUAGUGCGGAUCAGGGAAUCAAACUCCUCGCCCGCGAAAUGCACGAUCUGAAAGCCUAUCUCCACCGAAACUCACCUUCUUCAACUUUGACCUCACAUGAAGCUGUACAGCAACAAGACAUCCCCGUCAAGCAGGAAAGUCGACCUGCAAACCAUCCAACAUCUACACAGACACAUAUAAUCGCUAUCUCAUCCGACGCCGCGAGCGACGAAUUCGACCUACUUCUCCCGCCCAUCACCAGCGAUAACCGACGGAGUUUACAUCUAGACGACUAAACUUCUUGCUCAAACGGUAGCUCAAUGCUUUGGAGUUUAUAAUUACUGCUACUUGCUUUGGAUGUAUAUUCUAAGAGAAUACAACUCUGUACUUUAUCCUAAACUCUACACGAUGCGCACGCUUAAAAGAAAAUCUCCCUCUCCACGUUAUCAACCACCUCCUCC
Messenger RNA from Myxozyma melibiosi, 1715 nucleotides. RefSeq lists its product as uncharacterized. The record is from RefSeq and is a predicted model, not a curated record. The coding region runs from base 363 to 1550 and encodes 395 amino acids. The transcript has 2 exons. Lineage: Eukaryota; Fungi; Ascomycota; Lipomycetes; Lipomycetales; Lipomycetaceae.